This is a messenger RNA of Laccaria bicolor S238N-H82, 1137 nucleotides long. RefSeq lists its product as uncharacterized. The transcript has 4 exons. Bases 1 to 1137 code for a protein of 378 amino acids. NCBI's taxonomy places the organism in Eukaryota, Fungi, Basidiomycota, Agaricomycetes, Agaricales, Hydnangiaceae. Gene Ontology annotation, molecular function: protein binding. The record is from RefSeq and is a predicted model, not a curated record.
AUGAAGCGCGGUUUUCUCAAAACUGCAAAGGCGAAGAAGACGGAGGGUAUAGGGCUCCCGCGAGUGCCACCCAAGGGAGAUGGCUCUCUCGCUCCACAACCUCACAUCAAGUUACCUUACGGGAAGCUUGCCAAGACCGGUAACGUAGCCUCUGUGAUUGACUUUGUGCAACCUAACAUUGUAACAGCGCGGCCCAUUGAGGGCUUUGUUUCUAAGAAGGUUUUCGGUCGCGAAGCCUCCGGAGACACCGUAGAUUACAGCGAAAACACGAUCGUAAUCACUACUCUCCCACGCGUGGAUUCGGACGCUACACAGGAUGAUGAACCUGACAAUUGGACGGAGUGUAUCUUGACUGGGCACAUCAAGCUUCGAAUCCUCAGCACCCCAGGAUUUCCGCGCCCGGUAGAGAAACCUGCAGGCGGAAAGGUAAAUCAUCGUGUUGGGCCUUCGCCGUUUGGUGGACUUGGGGUGUUCGCCACGCGUUCCGUCCGCACUGGAGACCUCAUUGUCGCCGAGAGGCCUCUCUUGAUUACACCACGCGGUUUUCAACAGGCGGCCGGGUCUGGCUCAAAGGGUCUUUCCAAGGAGGAGAUCAUCCAGGUUAUGUCGAGGGUCAAUCACAGCUGCUCCCCUAACACUGAUCAUCGCUUCAACAUGGCUUCCCUUUCCUUUGAGCUCCGAGCAGUUCGCGAUAUAAAAAAAGGAGAAGAGUUGUUCUAUUCGUACUGCGACAUCUAUCAAACCAAGAGCGAGCGUGCUGAGGAAUUAGCACCCUACGGCAUUGUGUGCGUAUGCCCUGGGUGCGUCGGAGCAACCAAGGAAACGGACUCGUUACGCUCGGAGCUCGCAAAACGCGUCGGAAAAAUACAAGUUGGGCACCUCGUUUGGCUGAAGGAUCAAUCACGCCCCAACGUACUCGCAGCCUCCCUCAAGCUGAUAGCGGAGAUUGAAAAAGAAGGUCUUCACAGUGCUCCGCUGGCCUUGCUACUAGGGAUAGUUGCGAAUUUCUAUUCGGCGUCUGGCAACACGAAUAGCGCGAUGAAGUACUCAGAUCAGCUCGACAACCUUUGCAGGGCAUCUACUCUGGGGCGCUCACUGGAAUCUAACGGUUUGACAGUGGGCAAAGCACUCAUUUGA